Messenger RNA from Saitoella complicata NRRL Y-17804, 935 nucleotides. RefSeq names its product N-terminal nucleophile aminohydrolase. NCBI's taxonomy places the organism in Eukaryota, Fungi, Ascomycota, Saitoellomycetes, Saitoellales, Saitoellaceae. Gene Ontology annotation, biological process: ubiquitin-dependent protein catabolic process. The transcript has 3 exons. The coding region runs from base 149 to 847 and encodes 232 amino acids. The record is from RefSeq and is a predicted model, not a curated record. Gene Ontology annotation, cellular component: proteasome core complex, alpha-subunit complex; nucleus; proteasome core complex.
CAUUGACCGAGUUGCUUGCCCGUGACGUCUCCACGCACAAGCAGGCUACGCGGCCUCGUAACCGUCCAGCAUACACGCAGUGCAACCCUCAGCAACCGCCUAUCCUAUCCCCCUUCCUCCUUCCCAAUACACCAGACAAUUGUUCAAGAUGUUCCGCAACAUGUACGAUUCGGAUGCGUCGACCUGGUCACCCCAGGGACGACUGCAUCAGGUGGAAUAUGCUCUGGAAGCUAUUAAGCAGGGAAGUGCUUGUGUGGGAUUGGUGUCGAAGAACCAUGCUGUAUUGGUUGCGUUGAAGCGCAACGCAGAAGAACUCGGUUCUUACCAGAAAAAGAUCAUCCGCGUAGACUCCCACGUCGGCCUCGCCCUCGCCGGCCUCGCUCCCGACGCCCGCGUCCUCUCAAACUUCCUCCGCCAACAAUCCCUCUCCUCCCGCAUGCUCUACAACCGUCCCCUUCCCCUCUCCCGCCUGGCCGACUCCCUCGCCGACAAAGCCCAAGUCCACACCCAACACUACGGCUCACGCCCCUACGGUGUCGGCCUCCUCAUCGUCGGUGUUGACGAAACCGGCCCGCAUCUGUGGGAGUUUUUGCCGAGUGGGCAGUGUUUGGAGUAUUACGCUUCCGCACUCGGUGCGCGUUCCCAGGCGUCGAGAACGUACUUGGAGAGGAAUUCGCAGAGUUUUGUUGGGGUUGAGAUGAGUGCGGAGGAGUUAAUCAUGCAUGGGUUGAAGGCUUUGAGGGAUUCGCUGCCACAGGAUAAGGAGUUGACGGUGGAGAAUACGAGUGUGGGUGUUGUUGGAAAGGGAGAGGCGUUCAAGUUGAUUGAGGGGUGGAGCUCAGGCUGAGGGUGGACAGCAGGGCGAGGCCAUGGAGACUGAUUAGAGAGAUGUGAGAUGUGGAAAGGGUCGCGAAAGGAUACAGGCGAUUGUUUUG